AUGGUUUAUUUUCGAGCGGGAAAUGAAGAGCAAGCUGCUCAAAGAGAGCUUAAUCGAAAUACUACGCUGACUGCAUGGUUAAAAUUAAAUCAAUCUGAUGAAAAUGCAGUGCAGUUUCUUUACACAGAUAUUCCUUAUCAUUAUGUCUACGAUAAAAAAGAAACUAAAUGGAAGCCACGCAAAAAAGGUGGUGACAAGAUAAUUUCAAGACUCUAUACAGUAAGCAUAAAAGAUAUUGAGAGAUUUUAUCUACGUCUUCUUCUAUUACAUGUGGCUGGAGCUAAAUGUUUUAAAGAUUUGAAAACUGUUAAUGGAGUUGUUUAUGAGACAUUUAAGGAUGCAGCAAUUGCAAAAAAUUUGGUGGAAACUGAUGAUCUUUGGGGAAAAACGCUAGAGGAGGCAAUAGAAUCGAAAAUGCCUGUACAACUUAGAGAAUUAUUUUCCUACAUUUGUAUAUUUGGAACUCAAAUAGAUGUAUUAGCUAUUUGGAAUAAAUACAAAGAUUUCUUGAUUGAGGACUUUGUACAUAAGAAUGUUGUUAAUCUUGAAAAUAUGGCUUUAAAUCAUAUACAAGAAAUUUUAAUAAAUAAUGGAAGUAGCUGUGAGAAUUUUCAAUUACCAAAUCCAACUCCAGUAAAUAUUUACAUAACAGAGUAUAAUGUGGAUGAAGAAAGAAUACGUGGUGAUUAUUUAUUAUCGACAUUAAAUGCUGAGCAAAAGCACGUAUACGAUAUUGUCAUGCGAGCAAUUGAAAAUCAAAAUGAACUUCAUCGGUUAUUUUUUAUUGACGGAUUUGCAGGAAGUGGAAGAAACGAGAUAGUUCUUCCAUGUGCCUCGACUGGAAUUGCAGCAACACUUCUAAAAGGAGGAAGAACUUAUCACUCCCUAUUCAAGCUUUCAAUUCCAAUUGAUGAUAGUGUUAAAUCCAAUAUCAGAGGAAAUUCUCAAGCUGCACGAGAACUUAUCAUUGCUAAACUAAUCAUAUGGGAUGAAGUGAGCAUGACUGUUGGACAUGCUUUAACAGCAGUUGAUAAACUUUUAAGAGAUUUAAUGAAGAAUCCUCGACCAUUUGGAGAAAAAGUAAUUUUAUUUGCAGGAGAUUUUAGACAAAAUCUUCCCGUAGUGCCACAUGCACAGAAAGCAGCCAUAAUUGAGUCAACUGUAAAAUACAGUUCUAUAUGGAGGAAUGUAACUCAGGUUAAACUAAAGCAAAAUAUGAGGACUGGGGAAGAAAAAGAAUUUGCAAAUUGGCUAAUGCAACUCGGAGAUGGUAAAUUAUCAAAUACGGAUGGACUACAUCUCGAUACAAUUGAAAUUCCCCAGAAUUUUAUAUCAAAAGAAUCUCUUAUUGCUGAAAUUUUUGGUGAUAGAAUCACCAUGGAACAGAUUAAAGAAAAUCCAGAUCGAACGAUUCUUUGUCCUAAGAAUGAGGAUACAUUCAAAAUUAUAGACGAAAUUCUUUGUCUAAUGGAAGGAGAAGAAAAAGAGUAUCUCUCAAUUGACUCUAUUCUCUAUU
Temnothorax curvispinosus is the source of this 1516-nucleotide messenger RNA. RefSeq lists its product as uncharacterized. The record is from RefSeq and is a predicted model, not a curated record. Gene Ontology annotation, biological process: telomere maintenance; DNA repair. Gene Ontology annotation, molecular function: DNA helicase activity. The transcript has 2 exons. Lineage: Eukaryota; Metazoa; Arthropoda; Insecta; Hymenoptera; Formicidae. The annotation marks the transcript as partial.